Molecule: messenger RNA, 2717 nt
Organism: Phascolarctos cinereus (koala)
Lineage: Eukaryota; Metazoa; Chordata; Mammalia; Diprotodontia; Phascolarctidae
Gene: GPR52
Product: G protein-coupled receptor 52
Biological process (GO): G protein-coupled receptor signaling pathway
Cellular component (GO): membrane
Molecular function (GO): G protein-coupled receptor activity
Source: RefSeq, a predicted model, not a curated record
AGCAAUUGGCAGCAUCAGCAGAGACAGCGUGAGCCACCAAAGCGCAGAGGUUAGCAGAUGUGGGGCAGGUCAUCCCUGGACUGCCGUCAUCCCGGCUGCGGGGUUUCCUAAUCCGAAAUCAUGAAUGAGUCCAGGUUGACUGCACCAAAGACUUACAACACGAGCUUUGGGAACGUCUCGGAGCAUCACUCCUGCCCGCUUGGAUUUGGCCACUACAACGCAGAGGACGUGUGCAUCCUGGACGUCGUUAUUGUCCUGCUGACGUGUCUAAUCAUCGCCGGGAAUUUAACCGUUAUUUUUGUCUUUCACUGUGCUCCACUUCUGCAUCAUUAUACCACCAGCUAUUUCAUCCAGACCAUGGCCUACGCUGAUCUCUUCGUGGGAGUGAGCUGCUUAGUUCCUACUCUCUCCUUGCUUCAUUAUUCCACAGGUGUCCACGAGUCGCUGACUUGCCAGGUUUUCGGAUACAUCAUCUCAGUGCUGAAGAGUGUUUCCAUGGCUUGUCUCGCUUGCAUCAGUGUGGAUCGCUACCUUGCCAUCACCAAACCCCUUUCCUACAACCAGCUGGUCACUCCUUGUCGCUUGAGAAUCUGCAUUAUUCUGAUCUGGAUCUACUCCUGCCUGAUUUUCUUGCCUUCUUUUUUCGGCUGGGGGAAACCUGGUUACCACGGUGACAUUUUUGAAUGGUGUGCUACCUCUUGGCUCACCAAUGCCUAUUUUACUGGCUUUAUUGUUUGUUUACUUUAUGCCCCUGCUGCCUUUGUCAUCUGCUUCACUUACUUCCACAUCUUCAAAAUCUGUCGGCAGCACACCAAAGAGAUCAGCGACCGAAGGGCCCGAUUCCCUAGCCAUGAAGUCGAUGCUGCCGGAGAGACUGGACACAGCCCUGACAGACGCUACGCCAUGGUUUUGUUUCGGAUAACCAGCGUGUUCUACGUGCUCUGGCUCCCCUACAUCAUAUACUUUCUUCUGGAGAGCUCCCGAGUCCUGGAUAAUCCCGCGCUCUCCUUCCUAACAACCUGGCUUGCUAUAAGCAAUAGUUUCUGUAACUGUGUAAUAUAUAGCCUCUCCAAUAGUGUUUUUAGGUUGGGCCUCCGAAGAUUAUCACAGACAAUAUGCUCCUCUUGUAUGUGUUUAAAAGACCGGGACAUCCAGGACCCCAAGCCCAGAAAACGGGCUAAUUCCUGCUCCAUCUAAGGAAAACUGCACAGCUGAUCAAGUACAGUCUGAGAGUGGCUUGGAAUAGUAUUUGGUACAUCUGGGGAUUUUCCAUGACAGAAAUAUUUACUUGAAUAGUUCACUAUGAAAUGACAUGUAAGCUAAAAGUGAUUUUUUUUAAAUGGAAAAGAAAAUGAUGGAAAAGGAACCUAGAAAGGGAACACAUGUGAGACAUUAUUUAUCAUGUGAAUAUGGUUCCUUUGAAUUUGUAUGGUGGUAAGAGAAAUUUAUCAGUGAAAAUUAAAAAACAACAACAACAACAAAUUAGUAUCUCAAAUCUUCCACAGGGCAUAACAUAACUAGCACAUCAAAGCAGAUUCCUCCUGUGUAUCUUUCUCCCUCUUUUUAGGAAGUGAUUUCUUUUUCUUAUUUUCUCCUGUAGACGAAUGCUGCAUAUUAUAUAUGUAGCAUGUGAUAACCUUUUCCAUUAAAAUAUGCUUUUAAAAUGCAGUAGGCUACUAUCCACAAACGAUCUCCAGAAAGCCUACACAGUAAAUAUAGCUUAAUAACUAGCCACAUAACCCCCUUGCAUAUGUUUUUACAGUAUUCAUUGCUGCACAAAUGGUCAUUGAAAAACAAAAUUAAAAUCAUUAUUUUUUUUAAAAGGUAGAAGCUUUUUUUCCUGUUUAUCAAAAUCUGCUAGUCUCUAACCUCUUCUAAGUCUUCUUCCCAGCUCUCCCAUUUUUCCUGCCCUAAAUCUUUUGGUUCCUUAUUCCAGAAGUGUCUUAGUUUUAACGAGGGAACUUACUGUUCAAGGUAAUUACGAUGUUACUAACCUCUUCCUUCCAAAAAAGCAACCUAGUUGGGAGUGAGGGGGAACGAUAUUCAUUCAACAUGUUCUAAUAGCUUUUAGAAACAUUCCCCUCCUCCCCUGUCCUAUUAAUAAGUUCCUGUGCCUAAUAUGUUUUUUUAAUAGCUAAGCCUUCUUUUCCCCCACCCUCCUUUUUACUAACAAGAUUAUUCUAAUGCAGAUACAAGAGAUGCACUUAGUAGUGAGAUAUUACUCAGUGCUAGUUUGAAUUUUUUUCUUUUUCAAGUAAAAUAUUAACCCUUUUAUGUUGGGUCUGCUACUUAAAAUAGCAUACUAUUGUAGUUGCAAGUCCUUUGUGUGAAUCCUGCUUGCAUAUACUGUAUUUUUUAAAACAACAAAAAAAUGUAAAUUAUAUUAUGUGGUCUGUGCCUAAUGUUUUCGUAGCACAUCGAAUAGGUCAAUGCUGUUUUCAAUCUGCAGGAUUGAAGCAAAUACACAAAAAACAAAAACUUGCUUUUAAGAGAAAAAUACUUUUUGUGCCGUUGUUAAGUAGAUAUUUAUUAGAUAAAACUGUGUUCUUGGAGGAGGUGAGAAGACAAUUUACUUAAUUAUCAAAUACAGGUAAGAGCUUCAGUAUUUCCCUUUGUAAUGAUCUGCUUUCAGAUUCAGAGAUGAACUAAUUUUGUAAGUGCAUUACAUGGGUUUGUGUAAUAAGUUACCAGGGGUUCAGAUGCAGCAUGUUUGGGGA